Molecule: messenger RNA, 204 nt
Organism: Metarhizium acridum CQMa 102
Lineage: Eukaryota; Fungi; Ascomycota; Sordariomycetes; Hypocreales; Clavicipitaceae
Source: RefSeq, a predicted model, not a curated record
AUGGCUGCCAUUGACACUUCUCUCAUCGCCCGCGAGGCUACAAGCAUGCUCGUCAAGCGUAAGAACUGGGCUGCCAGAAAUCCUGGUGUCAUGGUGGUGUUUUGCAUUGUCUUUGUCGUUGCCGUCGGUCUCAUUGCUCUCUGGAUCGCCAAACUCAUCUCCCGACGUAGGGAGGCCAAGGAGCGCGCCGCGGCUAAGUACUAA